AUGAAAACACUUCCGACCUACGAAAGAGAUUUCAGGUACUUUUCCUUCUACCUGGAUACCAAUUAUCCUCUCGUUCCUCCUGUCGUGCCACAAAUUCAGAACGAGAAUCAACAGGGACAAGCGACUACUUCAGGAAAUUCCUCAGAAACAACAAACGAAAAUACUUCCAUCCCUCAAGAUCCGUCAGCUCUUUUAGAGCUAGAGCUUUCCGAACGAGAAAAUUUACUCGAAACAUUGUAUGGACAUCUUCCGUUAAUUGAACAAAACCCAACCGUUGAUCCAACAAGAUUUAAAAUUUUGAAUUUCAACGAAGUGCUUCAAUUAGCAAAAACUCAAAAAUUCGAGGAAUAUGCUGAAUAUGAAAAGAACUUGGCAGAGGAAACGAAACUGUCAUCUGGAGCUGCCACAAACAAAAAACCAAAAGAAGUGGAGAGUGAAGAAGAAAUCAAGAAAAAAAUUGUCAAGUUGAAAAAUGAUCGCAAACGGCUCAUAGCUCUCAUCUACCGAAGAAGUAUUAAUUUUCAUAUCGAGGAUUUUAUUAAAAAGAAGGCGGAAGAGGAAAAGAAAAAACAAAUAGAAUUACAAAAAAAGGAAGAGGAAAAGCGAAAGGAACGAGAAAAGGCGAACAAUGCCAAUAAGAAGAAUACUACUGCAACAACAACAAAUCCAACACAAUCCGAGGCUCCCCCUCCGACAGAAGAACGACCCAACAGCAGAGACUCCUCCACUUCGCAACAGCCACAAGAGGCAACACCUCUCACAAAAAAUUCUCCCAUACUCUUCUUUUUGUUUAAAGAUUAUCCAACAAAUAGUGAAGAAGCAAAUCAACUGGUUGAUGCUGGUGUUAAUUUUGAUUGUAUUGUUGUGCUAAAGAAGGAGAAAAAGAGAGGCCCUCCUCCAAUUUCUGAAGAAGAAUUAAAUCAAAAACUAAAUGACAAGAAGAAGAGACCAAAAAGCAACGAUACCAAGCAGAGACCUAAAAGUGGUGGAAGUGGAGCAAAGACCAACAAUCAACCAAAGAAAACAGUUCCACCAGCGUCAUCGGCGUCGUCACAAAACAAUCCUCCAAUAUUUGAGCCCGAGAACAGACUAUGCCAGUUAGUGGAAAAGCAACAACAGGUAUUGCAAGAAAAUAAUCAGGCCAAUCUUCUCAGGAAUGUCAUGUACAUACAUUAUUCUUUUGUACAAUACAUAUACGAUGAUGACAAUUCGAAAUUUGACCCUGGUGACAAUAUGGAACGUGAGGUGGCAAGAUUCUUCUCCACGCUCGUUCAAAAUGCUCAAUUAGUUAUGAAUCACUAUGACUCGUAUUUGCAAGACACUGGAUUUCAAACAUCCACAUAUGUCUCAGAUGACAAAAUUGAAGUGGAUCUGAGUUAUUAUAACAAGCUUUUGGAAAAAGUUCCUGAUAUUUGUUGCUCUGAGGCAGUGAUACUUCAUUGCUUAAUGGAACAACUGGUAAAGACAGUUGAGGACAAGUUUGAACUUGUAUCGAAUGGUGAUGACAAAAAGGUCACUCAGCAAGUUACAGAAAGUUUAAACACACUACUUUCAACCACAUUUAGCCCAUAUAAUUUUUUACAAAAAGCAGAUAUUGCUGAGAAGCAAUCUGAACCAAAGAACACACUUACGAAGAUUGGAAAUGUUAGCCUCAUACCAUUUGGAUCCAAAAUUUCUGAACACUCCUUGCACACCAUUCCAAUUCAACAAGACAUUACAAACGUGGAUGUUGAAAAGAAAAUUACACGAAUGCUUCAUUUAUUCCCUGAUUUGGACGAGUCACACCACGAUGCACAACUUGAAUCUGACGAAGAACGAAUCACUCACAAAACUGAAAUUUAUCAUUUCCUCUCAGGAAAAGAUGAAGAUAUUCAUGGGCCAUACAAGUACUCUAAAGAAGAAAUUGAUAAGGAACUCGUACUUCAACAAUUUGAACGAAUGAUGGAAGAACGAGGCCUUACCUAUAACUUUACAGACAGAAACAUUCAAGAAGUAUUCUCUGUUGAUACAUUGAUUGAAGUCAUUUCCAACAUUGGUCUGUUCGAGAAGCCGCUUCUUGUGUCCAAGUACAACCAACUCAAUCAUUCUGUCAUGCUUGCAUUUUAUACUGAUGUUCCUUCAUGCAGAUAUGAAAGAAUUUCUCUCGUAAAACGAUUUUCCGUAAAGCCAUAUUUCUUGGAAUGGUUUUCCAAGUAUCAAGACUAUUUCAUGCAACAAUUUAAUAACAAGUAUGAACGACAACACAAGGAGACCUACGACAGAACAGUCAAAAUGGCUCAAUUUGGUUUGGAAGACGAGGAACAUAAAGAGACACCUCGAUCUGCUGCCAUGGAACUGGAGGAGCUUCCAGAGCAUAUAAUCACUCUUCCUCUUCCUAAAUUGGAAAAAUCAAAGCGUGAAGAAUUGCCAGAUCCAAAACAUGAGAGAUACAUAUUUGAAGGAAAAGGUUCUAACCUUUAUGUAGAUACUGUAAAUUUUUAUCCAAGCGACGGAGCAAUAAUUUACCUCCAGUCAGAAUAUUGCACCUCUAAAACGAUUUCAUGCACGGUCGAUAAGGAUGGUAUGAUUUUUGGGUUUAAAAAUACCAUUAAAUCAUUGGAUAAUCCUCACAAUGUGCUAAAGAGGAAUUGCUAUUUUUCAUGCACGUUUGAAGACUCCUCUACACUGCUGGUCUACUUGAGAGAUCAAUUGGACUCUACGAGCACUGAGGUGGAUUAUAGUUGCACUAAUGGGCUACAUGUGCGGCUAACACAAGAUGGAUCUAUUCAUCAAUUCUAUCCAGCACAGCAAUACUCAAAGAAGAAAAUAUUUGGAACCGGUUUCAAAGGGCUUUACCAAAACGAAACUAACACAAUGACGAUCAGUUUAGACUCUGUUGAUGAAAUAAUUCAAGUGUGGAAUUCUUCAACAAACUCUGUGGAUCAACAAUUAGUACGAGAGCAAUCAGUGACGAUCACAAAAUCAGGUGUUGUGAUUCGUAGAUUUGAAAAUGACAUUUCUCAAGUAAUUUUUCCCAACAGCGAGGUGCACCAUUUCAAUGCACAAGGAGCUUGUUUGAAGACGUCACCAACUGGAGAGAGAUGCGUAGAGUUGCCUGAUGGUACAAUCACACCUUUGCUUCCAAUCAAAUAUGCCAAGAAUUUUGAUGCCUGGAAAGAAGCAGAAGUACAUGUUCGAGAAGAUUUGGUAAUGAAAGUAAUUUUUAAUGAUGGAUCCCAGUUCGUACAAUAUUCAGAUGGUUUCCGGGUGUGGCGAUGUCCUGUUGUCCACGGGCAAUUAUUUGUUUCUGAGGAUGAAGAUGAGGACGAGUUUAUGCAUGUCAAUGAUUUUUACACUCUCAUCGAGAGAAGCGGCUUUGCAACUGUAAAGAUUAUCAAAGAUCAAAUGUUUUACGAGUUGCCAGAUCAAGCGCUAUUCACAUACUCAUCACAAAAGUUGUAUACCUGUUCAAAAGACGGUCACAUUAUUUCUGUAGACUUAGAAAAGAAUUUUGUCGACAUUGAGCCAUCGAGUUUAUCAUUUACAUCCAUUAAUAAGGAGAGAUUCCACAAGAAAUCUUCAAAAUACUACUUUGGAAUGUAUUCUUUUGACUAUUUCAAUGGAGGAAUGAAAACCAUCGAUAUUUUAGGCCAUGAAUUUGUUGUGACAGGCACAGGUCGAUCCAUGAUCAAAUUCUUCAACGAGAAUGAAAAGUCAAGCAAAGAUAUUCAUGAAGAUAGAAUGAUUGUUGAGGAAAGAAAAGCAAGUCGAGCUUGCACACCUCGUACACCAAGUAGACCAAGCAGUUCACGACAAGCCAUCGAAGCUACAGGAGAGAACGCUAGCCAACAAACAAUUUGUCCUCAGGACACUGCCAGUAGCGUGGAAGACAAUGGCAACGUUGAAAAAUCAGGCGAGCAAAAAGAGAACGAUAACGAAGAAUCAGAAGAAGUUCAAGCUCUCUCACAAUCACUAAUUGCUUACUUUAAAAAGAAUAAGGUAGGCAUCCCUCCCGUCUCUCUCAUUGGAGAUGUGCCCAAUGAUGAUAGUCAUAAGCAUCUUGUUCCUCCUCGACUUUUUGAGUUGUCACUCGAUGGACGCUAUGCAUUUGAAUAUGUAUCAGAAUCGGUGAUCACACCAAUUGCAGAGGCAGCCAAAUCCAAUCCUGACAAGGUGACCUUAUCUGAAGAUCGAAUUGGAGAGUUCAAGAGCGUAUCUUCUGUUCACAUCUACACCAAGUACGACCAAGGUACUCGAUAUUUGGAAAGUCCAGAAACAGUAUAUUCAAUUCCAAAGGCUGUCAUGCCUCUUGGAAAGUUGAAACAACUCGAUCCAUCCAUAUUUUAUCAUAGACAUUUUAAUAGAUAUAGACCUCUCACUCAAGACGAAAGAAAUACAUUGAAAGAAAAACUUCAGAGAUGGAAAGAAUGGAGAUCAAAACGAGAGGACUAUGUCAACGAGACGAUGAGUUAUGACCCAGAGAAGGCAGACACCAGAACAGAACAAUUGAAACAAGAAGAGGAGGCAAUUAAGCAAGAAUUGGCAAGAAUAUUUGUGGAAAAGAAGAUUUUCGAUCUUGCAGAGCCAUCAUCAUCUUCCAACCAAUCCCAACCAAUGAUGCCCAACGAAUCCAAAGAAAAACCAACCGCAUUGCAAAAAGACAAAGUAGUUCCCAAAAAACAAUCCAAGGAACAGCAUGGCUUAAUGACAAAUGAUUAUAAAGAGCCCAUGCAGAGUAAAGACGGCGUUCCAAAAUACUGGGCUGAACCUGAAGCCUUGGAAACAUGGAAAACACUUGUACUUGGAAUUCCAAAGAAGGAAAAGAAGUCGUUGAGAAAUUCUGAAAAGCAAUUAUUGGACAAUGAUGAAUCAAGAACUGUCGAAGAAGUGUCAUAUGCAAGAAAUGAAACAUCGUAUGAUGAUCAUAACGAACCAAUCACAACUGAACCAUCUAACACUACUACCUCUCAAAAUGCAGUGCAAGACACUUCCAUGAUGGAAGACCAUGCAAAUCCCACUGCCGAAUAUGACCAUGUCGAAAACAACGAAGAGACAGAACAAUUCGAAGUUGUUCACACAAGAGGAGCUAACGCACAUGAUCCAAGCUUUUACGAUGUGAAAAAUGUCAGCAAAUCGGUCUGGUUCAAAAAAUCAUUUGUUCCAACUGCUACGGCCAUUCCCAACCACGAUUACAAGUCUCUACAUGAUUCAUCCAAGAUUAAGGUCAAGACCUCUUCCAUGGUUAAGAAAACGACAACCAUUGAAAACCAUUCAUUGAACAAUUCUUUACCACCUAAAAACGAGCUUGCAACUUCAAUGAAUUCCAUGUAUUUAGCAUCUCCAAGUAGUGCUGCAACGACAUCCAUGCUCUCACAGCAUGGAUUGAGUAAUAUUCAAAUUUUCCCAAAUACUUGUAAUUUUGGAUAUCUAGUGGUUGGAGACGUCUAUCGAAUGAGUGUACAAAUGAUUAACAGUGGACAUGUUACAGGACGAUUCCAAAUUGAUUAUCAAAAUCGAAGUCAAUGGUUUGCAGCUAUGGAUGGAAAUGCCUCAGCAGAUUCUCUGAAUAGUACAUUGAGAAUUUAUUGUGACAAGGGUCCUAUUGCACCAGGAAUUAAUCGAAAGAUUGAAUUUGAAGUUCAUGCUAUUCGACCUCAAAAAAUUCAAUUCGAUGUUCAAGUGCGUACCGAAGAGAGUAUAAUAACCAUUCCUGUUUCUGCAACCAUUUUGUCACAACAAGAAUUUGCAGAUCAUCAAUACAGAAUUUCAUCACGAGUGAAGAUUGCUAAAAGUAGACCAACCUUGUACAAGAUUGAAUUUUAA
This is a messenger RNA of Naegleria lovaniensis, 5802 nucleotides long. RefSeq lists its product as uncharacterized. Lineage: Eukaryota; Heterolobosea; Eutetramitea; Acrasida; Naegleriidae. Gene Ontology annotation, biological process: axonemal central apparatus assembly. Gene Ontology annotation, cellular component: axonemal central apparatus. The record is from RefSeq and is a predicted model, not a curated record. The coding region runs from base 1 to 5802 and encodes 1933 amino acids. The transcript has a single exon.